This is a messenger RNA of Neogale vison (American mink), 3336 nucleotides long. It is a transcript of the gene ZNF613, whose product is annotated as zinc finger protein 613. Bases 346 to 2313 code for a protein of 655 amino acids. The transcript has 6 exons. Gene Ontology annotation, biological process: regulation of DNA-templated transcription. Lineage: Eukaryota; Metazoa; Chordata; Mammalia; Carnivora; Mustelidae. The record is from RefSeq and is a predicted model, not a curated record.
AGCUGAGGCUUUAAUCUACUGAGCCACCCAGGCGCCCCAAGCUUGAACUCAUGGCCCCAAGAUCAAGAGUCACAAGUUCUCACUCAGCCCACCAGGAACCCCAAAAUGAGAUCAACUUUUAGAUGUAAUUCUAUAAUCAGCCAUCUGACUAUAAGCCCUCAGGUUCUACUAUAGGAGCAAGAUCCAACAAGUAAAGCGAGGAGGUGGGCUCAGGGCCUGCGUGUGGUCAUUUGUGGGGACACCACUGACCAGACACCAAGAUUUCAGAAAUUGAGGGGAAUGAAUUCAAGAAGAAACUAAACACACAAGUCCCCUUUACUGACUGUUUUACAGUAACAGAAGAAAAUGAUUAAGGACCAGGUAUCUCUGACACUGGAGGAUGUGGCCGUGGACUUCACAUGGGAGGAGUGGCAGCUCCUGGCCCCUGCCCAGAAGAACCUGUAUCGGGACGUGAUGUUGGAGAAUUAUAGGAACCUGGUGUCAGUAGGGUAUAAGGCCAGCAAGCCAGAUGCAAUCUCCAGGUGGGAACAAGGGGAACUAUGGACAACAGAAGAUGAAAUCCACAGUCAAAUCUGUCCAGAGAUCAAGAAAGAUGAUGGUCAUCUACAGGGGCACUUGCAAAAUCAAAGAUGUCCAAAGAGAAUGAUACAAUGCCAUGAACAUAAUGCAUUCGGAAACAUCAUUCAUCAGAGUAAAAGUAAUUUUCCCUUAAGGCAAAAUCAUGAUAUCAUUGACUUAGAUGAGAAAACACUGAAAUCAAAUGUAAGUUUAGUCAACCAGAACAGAAUCUAUGAAGUAAAGAAUCUCGUUGAGGUUAGUGGAGAUACAAAAUCCUUCUCCCAUACAAAGCAUGACCAGUAUUGUACUGAAAUUAAAUUUCCUGAAUGUGGGAAUUCUAUGAAUAAAAAUUCCCAAUUCAUCAAGCAUCAAAGAACUGACAAGGUAGAGAAACCCCAUGUAUGCAGUGAAUGUGGAAAAGGCUUCUUCAAGAGAUCUCGGCUCAUGGAUCAUCAGAGAGUUCACACGGGAGAGAAGCCUCAUGGGUGCAGCAUAUGCGGGAAAGCCUUUUCCAGAAAGUCCAGACUCACCGAACAUCAGAAGACUCACGUAGGUGAGACGCGGUAUGAAUGCUCUGAAUGUGACAAAGCCUUCCCCAAGAAAUCACGACUAAUCAUGCAUCAGAAAACUCAUACAGGAGAGAAACCCUAUGUGUGCAGUGAGUGUGGAAAAGGCUUCGUCAAGAAGUCUCGGCUCAUAAACCAUCAGAGAGUUCACACAGGAGAGAAGCCUCACGGAUGCAGUCUGUGUGACAAAGCAUUCUCCAGAAAGUCCAGGCUCAUUGAACACCAAAGAACUCACACGGGAGAAAAGCCUUAUGAAUGCACUGAGUGUGACAAAACAUUCCGCUGGAAGUCACAGCUCAAUGCCCAUCAGAAGACUCAUACAGGAGAGAAAUCGUAUAUAUGCAGUGAUUGUGGAAAAGGCUUCAUUCAGAAGGGCAAUCUCAUUGUGCAUCAGCGAACGCAUACCGGGGAGAAGCCUUAUAUAUGCAGUGAAUGUGGGAAAGGUUUCAUUCAGAAGGGCAAUCUCCUUAUACAUCAGCGAACUCACACUGGAGAGAAACCCUACGUGUGCACCGAAUGUGGGAAAGGCUUUAGCCAGAAGACAUGCCUCAUAUCACAUCAGCGAUUUCAUACUGGAAAGACUCCCUUUGUGUGUACUGAGUGUGGAAAAUCCUGUUCACACAAGUCUGGUCUCAUUAACCACCAGAGAAUUCACACGGGGGAGAAACCCUAUACCUGCAGUGACUGUGGGAAGGCUUUUAGAGAUAAGUCGUGCCUUAAUCGACACCGGAGAACUCAUACAGGAGAGAGGCCCUAUGGAUGUGCUGACUGUGGGAAGGCUUUCUCUCACCUGUCCUGCCUGGUUUACCAUAAGGGAAUGUUGCAUGCAAGGGAGAAAGGUACACGUUCAGUUGCUUUGGAGAAUCCUUUCGCAGAGAGCCACAGCUCAUCACUUUCAAAUGACAGCAGGCAGGAGAAGGACCCUGUUAACACAGUGUCCAUGCAAAUGCCUACUGUAGCAGCUCAGACUUCCUUGCAUCUCCGUGGGCUCCUAACAGAUGGGAACAUGGCCACUGUGGGACAUCUAGGUGCCAGAUGCGCACCAUCAGCAGACAACAGAAUUUGCACAGAGAAACCUUUCGAAUGCAGUGAAUGCGGUAGUGCCCUCACUGAUCAGUUGCGUCAUAUUUUAUGUCACAAAAAGCACGCUGAAAUAAAAUGUGAUACGAUCAAGGUGGAAAACCCUUGACUAAAACCUCCUUGUUCAUUUUGCGGCCAAUAAGUGUGUACGGUGACAAACAGUAUAAAGACCAGGCAUAGUUCAAAGACGUAGUAUAAAGAUCGGAGAAGCCUUUGUGGAAAGGUAGACCUUACUGGGGCUUCAUAGGUCCCGUAUCAUCAGUGAGCUCAUAGCUGGUAGAAAUAGAAUGACCCUGGAAAAGGCCUUCCCCAGAAGUAAGACUUCAGUAGCCGUCAGAGAGUUCACACAGGAGAACAACAGUUGGAAGAACCCUGAAGGCAGUGCAUGUGGCCCGGUUGUCAGUGGAGCACUCUGCCUCAUCCCUUGGCAGAGGAAAUCGUACAGAACAUCUUCGGCAAAGUACCAGAAAACACAUAAAGCAAAUAAGCCCUGUGAAGAUGAAUAUUUUAGAGAUUUCUGCCACAAGUCUGACAUCAUUUUACUUCAGAUAAUGUACGUAGUGUAUAUUUUAGGACCGUAUACCUUGAAUCAAACUCCUCAUUGGUACAAUGGUCACUCUUUAAUUCAAAGCAGGUGGUAUAUAUUGCACAUCAAUGGUUAGAGCUCUAAGAGUGCACCCCCUCCCUUUUGGGGGGACAUGAAUCUUUCAUUUCUACCCACCAUCAUUAUAGGGUUAGCUCUGGUGUUUCUCUGGUUCUGAAUUUAUUCAGUUUAUUUUAGGCUACUGAAGUCCGUCCUUCAGCCUUCAAAAGGAAAGUGAAUACAUUGGAUUCAAUAGUGUACUGUCAUGUGUUUGGAUGUGUUUAACUUUGUAAAUCUCACCCAAAGGAACAACUCUCCAGGACCCACGAAUAACCUAUCAGCCAGGUUCUUUUCCUAGAAAUCUGGUACACACACCACUCAGAAAAAUGUUGAUCAGCUGUUUCCUUUACCUAGUGCUGUUCUAGAACCCACAUAUGAUGUCAGUGAACUGAACAAAAGUCCCUGCUGACUUCAAGCUGGCAUUUUAAAAAAAGAUUUUAUUUAUCUAGCUGAGAGCACAAGCAGGGGAAGUAGAAGGCAGAAGGAAAG